Messenger RNA from Caenorhabditis elegans, 1848 nucleotides. RefSeq names its product Serine/threonine-protein phosphatase 5 (gene pph-5). Gene Ontology annotation, molecular function: protein serine/threonine phosphatase activity; hydrolase activity; phosphoprotein phosphatase activity. The coding region runs from base 9 to 1499 and encodes 496 amino acids. The transcript is spliced from 8 exons. Gene Ontology annotation, cellular component: cytoplasm; spindle. The record is from RefSeq and is marked reviewed. Lineage: Eukaryota; Metazoa; Nematoda; Chromadorea; Rhabditida; Rhabditidae.
GCUCCGAAAUGGCUGCCACUAUAACAGAUGACAUUGUGGCGACAGUUUUGGAGUCAAUUGAGGAAAAGUCGUACGAAGAUGAGAAGGAGAAGGCUGGAAUGAUUAAAGAUGAAGCUAAUCAGUUUUUUAAGGAUCAAGUGUACGACGUGGCCGCCGACCUCUACUCUGUCGCAAUUGAGAUUCAUCCGACGGCGGUUCUUUACGGAAACCGUGCACAGGCCUAUCUGAAGAAAGAGCUCUACGGAAGUGCUCUUGAGGAUGCGGACAACGCGAUUGCAAUUGAUCCGUCAUAUGUGAAGGGAUUCUAUAGAAGAGCUACCGCCAAUAUGGCUCUGGGGCGGUUUAAAAAGGCGUUGACCGAUUAUCAGGCGGUUGUUAAGGUUUGCCCCAACGACAAAGACGCUCGCGCAAAAUUCGACGAAUGCUCGAAAAUCGUCCGCCGACAGAAGUUUGAAGCCGCAAUUUCGACGGAUCACGACAAGAAAACCGUCGCCGAGACUCUUGAUAUUAAUGCAAUGGCUAUUGAGGAUUCGUAUGAUGGUCCACGGCUGGAAGAUAAAAUAACCAAGGAAUUCGUGUUGCAACUCAUCAAAACGUUCAAAAAUCAGCAAAAAUUGCACAAAAAGUACGCGUUCAAGAUGCUCCUCGAGUUUUAUAAUUAUGUCAAAUCACUGCCAACAAUGGUUGAAAUUACGGUGCCAACUGGCAAGAAAUUCACGAUUUGCGGUGAUGUUCACGGACAAUUCUACGAUUUGUGCAAUAUUUUCGAGAUUAAUGGAUAUCCAUCGGAGACUAAUCCAUAUCUUUUCAACGGUGAUUUCGUGGAUCGUGGCUCAUUUUCCGUUGAAACAAUUUUCACAAUGAUUGGCUUCAAACUUCUAUACCCAAAUCAUUUCUUUAUGUCACGUGGAAAUCACGAAUCUGACGUCAUGAAUAAAAUGUACGGAUUUGAGGGUGAAGUUAAGGCGAAAUAUACUCAACAAAUGUGUGAUAUGUUUACGGAGACGUUCUGCUGGUUACCAUUGUGCCAUUUGAUUAAUGAGAAGAUUUUUGUGUGCCAUGGUGGAUUAUUCAAAGAAGACGGUGUAACACUGGAAGAUAUUCGAAAAACUGACAGAAAUCGUCAGCCACCAGAUGAGGGUAUCAUGUGUGAUCUACUUUGGUCAGAUCCUCAACCAAUCAACGGCCGGAGCCCGUCAAAACGUGGUGUCGGCUGUCAAUUUGGACCAGAUGUGACGUCAAAAUGGUGUGAAACGAAUGGAAUUGAAUAUGUAGUGAGAUCACAUGAAGUGAAGCCAGAAGGAUAUGAAAUGCACCAUAAUGGACAAUGUUUUACCGUUUUCUCGGCACCAAAUUAUUGUGAUCAAAUGAAUAAUAAGGGAGCUUUUAUCACGAUUACUGGCGAUAAUUUGACGCCCCGAUUCACGCCAUUCGACGCGGUUCCACAUCCGAAAUUGCCUCCAAUGGCCUACGCGAACAGUCUUUUCGGAUUUAAUUAGGCCGAGUUAGGCCUAUUUUCAAUUUUUUCCCCAAUUUUUUUUUGUGAUUUUUCUUCUCUUCUCUUUUUAAAUUAUCGAUUUUUUCUUUUUUUUUUCUUCGUUUCCCCCCUCAAAAAUCUUGUUUUGUUAGCCCAGCCCCUCCCACCCCCACCCCUACCUCCCCCAAACAUUUUGGGUCUCGCCACGAAACGAAAAUCUCUUCCACGCGGGACCCCUUUUUCCCAUUCCCAGGGGGAAUUUCCCACACACACACACACACUUUUUCUCUCCCCGACAUCCCAGUUCUUAUUAUUAUGAUUAUAGUUAUUACACGAAAGAUUUCAGACAAAUAUGAAAUUUGCAUGAUUAA